CUUUGGUGAAUAAUGUAUCUCGCAUAUGUUGGAAGGUGGGAUGUGGAUUCAAACUGUGGAAAACAACGGUGACAGUCUCACGAAUCCUAUCCUAAUACGUUUUUGUAACGUAAUUUAAGACCACACAAAUAUGACCGAGGUUAAUUUGUAGUGAGAGAAGCAUUUGUCGACUUUCCUUGUAUAUAAUUGGGUGGUGUCAAGAUGCCGCUUCUGAAAGGUGAUAUGGAGGCCAUUAUUAAAGAUGCCCUUAACACAAUAACUUUCAAGGCUGCUGGAAAGGGCGGUGGUGGCUGUAUAAACGAAGGCGAAGCAUAUUUUACAGAUACUGGAACUGUUUUUGUUAAACAAAAUAGGAAGUCUCAGGCGAGACUGAUGUUUGAUGGUGAAUUAGAGAGCCUUAAAACUAUAGCAGCAACUAAUACAGUGCGUGUUCCGCAACCUAUUGUGGUCUUAGACAAUCCUCGUGGUGGAUCUGUCUUAGUUUUAGAGUAUGUUGACAUGAAAACAUUAAGCAAAUUCUCAAAGCAGCUUGGACAACAACUGGCCAGAUUGCAUUUACAUAACAGUGAACUAAAGACAAAGGCAUCACAAGGUUUUGUGGGACAGGAGGAAAAUGUUUCUUAUGUUGAAAAAUUUGGAUUUCAUGUGACCACCUGCUGUGGCUACAUUCCUUUAGAAAAUGAAUGGUGCGGUGACUGGCCAACAUUCUUUGCAAGAAAUAGACUUGACCAUCAAGUCAGGCUUGUUGAGAAAAAUUGUGGAGAUCCUGAAGUACGAGAGCUGUGGUCAGAGCUCCAGCUGAAGAUCCCGAAGUUUUUUGAAGGUUUAGAUAUUCAGCCAGCCUUACUGCAUGGUGAUCUAUGGGGUGGCAAUAUAGCAGAAACUGCAACUGGUCCAGUUAUAUUCGAUCCAGCGUCAUUUUAUGGACAUCACGAGUUUGAACUAGGCAUUGCUCGAAUGUUUGGAGGAUUCAGCCAAGCUUUUUAUGAUGCAUACUUUGAUGUAAUCCCUAAAGCACCUGGGUUUGAGACAAGGAAUAAACUGUACCAACUGUUUAAUUAUCUGAAUCACUGGAACCACUUUGGUGCAGGAUACAGGAAUCAGUCCUUAUCAAUAAUGAAGGCUUUGUUAAAAUAAAAGCAGCACAAAUUAGUAAAUAUGUUUCUGUAAAACACAAAACUGAAUAAAGGGAAUAGGUUUUUAA
Molecule: messenger RNA, 1204 nt
Organism: Schistocerca cancellata (South American locust)
Lineage: Eukaryota; Metazoa; Arthropoda; Insecta; Orthoptera; Acrididae
Product: ketosamine-3-kinase-like
Exons: 7
Coding region: 202-1137 (311 amino acids)
Source: RefSeq, a predicted model, not a curated record